Molecule: messenger RNA, 846 nt
Organism: Cyanidioschyzon merolae strain 10D
Lineage: Eukaryota; Rhodophyta; Bangiophyceae; Cyanidiales; Cyanidiaceae
Exons: 1
Coding region: 1-846 (281 amino acids)
Source: RefSeq, a predicted model, not a curated record
AUGGGCUCCGGAGUAGCUUGCGCCUCUGAGGGAACGCCUCCAGUCGCCGCCAGAGCUGUAGUUGCCGGUGCAUCCGCACGGCUGCAUGGUGGUAGCCAUUGUUCGCGUGGUGGCCAACGCGUUAUCGCCCAGUGCGCCCCUGCACGAAGCACCUCCCGAGCUGAUGCGGCCGGUAGCGCCAGCUCAGCUCGCAGCAAGUCGAAGCUUGCGGGGUCCAAGUCCUGCGUUUCCAACGGCAGCUUCUUGUCGUCUGCUCUUACAAGUUCCUCACUUAGAGCCAUAGUUUCCGCAAUGAAAUCGGUGUCCAGCUCUUCAUCGACGACGCAACCGGCGUGCUCCGCGAGCUCGUCACGAAAAGCGCAAUCAACUGCUCUAGAAAGAAGAAACUCGCGCACGAGACUCGGGUCUGUAGCAGGAUCCCACGGGCACUCUGCAGCGUCACGCAGGUAUGUUCGCAGUGCCGCGUCGUCGCCUCUCUUGAGAGGUUCCCGAGCAGCCGGCUCCCAGAGACGCAGUUGCGUGUCCUCCAGCCAAGCGACUUGGAUCACCAGCGGUGCACGCUCGACAAUGGUGUCAGGCGCAUCGAGCGCGAGCCAUACGAACCGCUCCCACUGGUUCGCCAUGUCAGCCCCAGUCACUACGAAGAGACAACCAGUCACGGCGCUUUCGAACCUGCGCCUCUACCCUGUAAGUCUACCACGCGUUGCAGUGCAACAGCGUCAAACGUCAAUGUCUUAUGAAGCAACGUCGCCGAACGCUGCCGGUCAGGCGGUACGCGUCACUGCGAAAAGUGAAUCCUCAUGUGAGGCGCACCUGCUCCGUGCAUCUACGGGGUCGUUUCUAUGA